AAUAAAAUAAAUAAAAGUUAUUAAAAAUGAAAAUAUACGAUUGAAAGUGAAGACAAUGGAAAAAGUGAAGGUGAAGAGAAAGUGAAAAAGAGAAAAUGGAAACACUAGAUCGAGGUUUUGCACUUUCAUCCCAAUUCAAGGAUUUGCUCCGGAAACCCGUAGAAUCAACACGACCCUCUGUUUAUAAUCAGCGGCCGCAGCCGAAUCGUCUGGUGGCCGGAAGCCGGACGAAUAGUCCGAAGGGUGUAGAUGAGGACCGGAGUGGGCCGGGUUGGCGGGUUUAUGGAUCAAGGCUCCGAAGUCCGGAGCAACGAGUGAGUACUCCUCCCGGGAUUACAAGACAAGGUUCUGACUGGGAUCCCUCAUACGGGUUCCUUUCCCCGCAGCUUGGAACCAGGAACCAAGCCCAGCAGCGCAGAUGGAACCAGUCUAAUAUCCCUAGGAACGUUAAUUCCGCAACCAGGAACGCUCCCGUGACAGCUAGGAAUGGUUCCCCGUUAGCCAGGAACUCUCCCGUAAACAUUCCAGGUUCCAAGCAAAGUGUGCUAGCACCUAAAUCUGAACAAGUGAGUUCUAGGAACGGUUCAAUAUGUUCCGGGAAGAGUGUAGUGAGUAGUGGGAACCCUGUUAUAUCAACAAGGAACGCUAUUUACGGACGGAACGUAUCCAGCAGUGGCUGGAAUAGUCCUGCAGGGUUCAGGGAACGCUCUGACAGAUUCCAGAGUCAGGAUGAAACCCCACCUUCUUCAGUAACAUCUGCAUGGAACACAAGACAACCCGUUUCAGCACUGCAUGGACCAAGAAUGCGUUGGAUGAAGGAGAGAUGUUGUUAG
This is a messenger RNA of Eurytemora carolleeae, 833 nucleotides long. RefSeq lists its product as uncharacterized. Lineage: Eukaryota; Metazoa; Arthropoda; Copepoda; Calanoida; Temoridae. The record is from RefSeq and is a predicted model, not a curated record. Bases 96 to 833 code for a protein of 245 amino acids. The transcript is spliced from 4 exons.